ACCCUUCCUUAUCUUAUCAUCGCUGAAAAUGGUGGCUGAGGUGCUGGUGACGGGCGGUGCGGGGUUCGUGGGGUCGCACACUGUCCUUGUGCUGCUGCAGAAUGGCUUUAAGGUGGUGGUUCUGGACAAUCUAGUCAACGCCGUCUCGGAAGGGCCCAAGCCGGAGGCUCUCGUCAGAGUGGAGAAGCUUACGAAGAAGUCGGUCGAGUUCCACGAGGCCGAUCUUUCCGACUCCAAGGCUUUGGACGACAUAUUUUCGUCUCAUAAUUUCGAAUGCGUGAUCCACUUCGCCGCCCUGAAGGCGGUGGGCGAGUCGUGCCAGCUGCCUCUGGCCUACUACCGAAACAACGUCGCCGGCACCCUGAGCCUGCUGGAGGCCAUGAAGAAGCACAAGGUGCACCGCCUCGUCUUCUCCUCCUCGGCCACCGUCUACGGCGACCCGCAAUAUUUGCCUCUUGACGAGGCUCACCCCACAGGGCAGGGCUGCACCAACCCCUACGGACGAACAAAGUUUUUUAUUGAAGAAAUGCUUGUGGACCUCUGCAAGGCGGAGCAGCAAUGGCAAGUGGUGUCUCUGCGCUAUUUCAACCCUGUGGGUGCCCACCCUUCGGGUCAGAUAGGAGAGGAUCCUUUGGGCAUCCCAAACAACCUGAUGCCUUACGUCUCACAAGUUGCCAUCGGCAAGCGAAGUGAGCUGCAGAUUUUCGGCGACGACUACGACACGGUCGACGGCACCGGCGUCCGCGACUACAUCCACAUCAUGGACCUGGCCGACGGACACGUGUCCGCCCUCGAACGUCUGCUCGGAUCUGAUCCGCUUCAAGGUUUCAACGCAGUCAACCUUGGAACGGGCAAGGGCAACUCAGUGCUGGAGGUCGUGGCGGCAUUCGAGAAGGCGUCCAACAAGAAAUUAAAAUACAAGAUCGUUGCACGUCGUGCCGGCGACGUGGCCACUUCAUUUGCCGACCCAAAACUUGCCAAAGAGCUGCUCGGCUGGACCGCCAAGAAGGACAUAUUGGACAUGUGCAAAGAUGCUUGGAAUUGGCAGGUCCAAAAUCCCAACGGUUUCCGUUCCUCAGACAAAAACUAAUUGUCUUUUUACCAGAUGCCAUUAAAUUUAUUUGUUGCUUGGUUAGUUGUUGAUUUAAAUACAGAGCCAGUUACUUAAAAA
This is a messenger RNA of Cloeon dipterum, 1171 nucleotides long. It is a transcript of the gene Gale, whose product is annotated as UDP-galactose 4'-epimerase. The transcript has 6 exons. Gene Ontology annotation, molecular function: UDP-glucose 4-epimerase activity. Bases 29 to 1090 code for a protein of 353 amino acids. The record is from RefSeq and is a predicted model, not a curated record. Lineage: Eukaryota; Metazoa; Arthropoda; Insecta; Ephemeroptera; Baetidae. Gene Ontology annotation, biological process: beta-D-galactose catabolic process via UDP-galactose, Leloir pathway. Gene Ontology annotation, cellular component: cytosol.